Messenger RNA from Gryllus bimaculatus (two-spotted cricket), 793 nucleotides. NCBI's taxonomy places the organism in Eukaryota, Metazoa, Arthropoda, Insecta, Orthoptera, Gryllidae. The record is from the annotation of a GenBank genome assembly.
UAUGUACCACACGUAAGAUAAAGAAAACAUUCAGUUUUAUGAAACAAGGCGAACCCGCAACAUGUUUGAGAUUCGUUUUGAAUGAGUGCAAUUUUUAAGAAGUUCCGCCGUCCGGUGCACAAUAAACAUUAUAUUACGUAUACUACUAAAAUAGUACGUUUCGGUUGCUCUACGAAACCAGAAGUGGUUUUACGUGCUCUCCGAAACCAGAAGUGGUGUGUAUAACCUUCCACUCAUGGUUGUACCGCAGAAGGCCAAGAUCAUUACACGGAAUAUUCCUUUCCAUGCACAAUAAGGAGCGUUUUUCCUUCAGGGUUGGAAGAGGGCAAGAUUCUGUUGUUUUAAUCUUCAGUAUGAAUAUCUUCCAGAGUGAAUGCUAUAUUCCAUUCAUGGGGUUACAGAGGCAUCUUUGGUCGACAGCCGCCUAGGUAAGCACCACCAAGAGUUGUAGAUCACAAGCGGGCGAGGGAGGUGUCGAAGUCGAAGGAUCAGCCCAGACCGAUGACAGCGGCGCCUUACCAUCUCAAGAACAUGCAGCAUCCAGAGUCUGAUUCCAAUGUGUGAAAAUAACAUUUCUGCCAAUACGUACUCUGGUUCUUCUGAAGAUCGUAGAGAAGUAGUUCUGCCUAGGGAUCCGCGAAUACGCCGUGGAGAGGCGCUGCGACUGCCAGCGCUAUGUGACCAGCGUUCACUCGCUCCGGUUGAAAGUAGCCCCCAAAAAAUUGAAGAAGAAAAAAAAAACUUUCAAAAAUUACAUAUAUUUCACACAAAAGUGGCAAUAAUUCUCAUAUAA